AUGUCAACAUGGAUCAUCAACACCGAAACCAAGAGACUGGCGCGUGAGGCUAUACAACCGGAUGAAAUCCCGCAACUACUCCAGCUCGCCUACUAUACUACUGGUUUUCACGCCCUAGCAUCCCACACCCUCGAUGUAUCAAAACGCGUAAUCGCCUGCCAGGAAGACUGGGCUGAAGAUCCAAGGUCAUGGACUGGGUUUACAUGGUUCAAACGCAAUACCAAAGAUCGAUACACGCCGCAAAAUUCCAGCGAUUUACCGGCUCUAGUAGAAACUCUAGACCAGAUGUUGUCUGAGUCAAACCCUUUGGACAACGAGGUUAUACGUACGCUGGACGCAGCGGUGUGGUUCGUGAACGAAUCCCAGUGGCUUGCUGAAGCACAUCCAAGUUUUGAGGCUUUGGGAACAGAGAAGAAUUGGAUGGAUGCAAUACAGGAUGGAGGCUUUGAGGGGGGCUAG
Fusarium sp. VM40 is the source of this 459-nucleotide messenger RNA. The record is from the annotation of a GenBank genome assembly. NCBI's taxonomy places the organism in Eukaryota, Fungi, Ascomycota, Sordariomycetes, Hypocreales, Nectriaceae.